This is a messenger RNA of Carassius carassius (crucian carp), 9670 nucleotides long. RefSeq lists its product as uncharacterized. NCBI's taxonomy places the organism in Eukaryota, Metazoa, Chordata, Actinopteri, Cypriniformes, Cyprinidae. The transcript has 22 exons. The coding region runs from base 484 to 9372 and encodes 2962 amino acids. Gene Ontology annotation, cellular component: nucleoplasm. The record is from RefSeq and is a predicted model, not a curated record. Gene Ontology annotation, biological process: negative regulation of gene expression, epigenetic.
ACGGAACUGCAUGCUGGACGCAAGAUGGACGCAAACUUCUAACUUUCUGUUUCUUUUUCGUUUCGCUUUUACUCGCGCGAGCUACUCUCUUCUAGGUAGCGCGGCGCGGCGUCUCUCGAGUAGACAGCACGCGCUGUCGAAUGAAUUCGAAUCCCGGCCAGAAUUCCCACUCCGUUCAGACCGAACUGCUGGCAGCCGUUCGUUUUCACAGCCCAACCUUUGCUGUCUUUAUGUGGAUUCGCUUCCUGGUUGCAACAUACAGUCACAUACAAUUCAAGUCCUUCAAAACGCAGUUCAGCUUUAGAGACCAAUCGUCAAGCAUAAUAAUUGCCCUUACAGCUUUAAAUAAACGUUUCAUGACUAUUUUACGGUAAAGGCGACAUCUUCUAAUUCUUUUAAGUGGAAUGUUGUGAGCCGUCGACGAUCAGAAUUAUCUAAUAUAUCGAGUGCAAAGCGAAAUCCUGGGAUCUAUGCCUCGUCUUCAUGGAGAAUGAGACUACUCGAUCAACAGAAGGUGACUGGGGUCUUCUGGAGCUUGUCCAUCCAGGCUCAGCGACCUUUAAUGAGAGUAUUCUAGCUCCACUUCGUAACAACUAUUUGUAUGAGGAAUCAAAAGAAUGUUUCACAUAUAGUGCUGCCCAUUUCAUCCACAAUGGCGCUUUACAAAAACGGUAUGCUGCCUUUCGUUCUGAAAAACGGGGAAAAGGAUAUUCUGAACAGGAACUUGAAGAGUCAUAUGGCUUCCUGUUACUUGAUGAUGCAAACAGGGCAAGGAAAAUAGGCGAAACAGGCUUGUUAGUUGGACAAACAAAAUGCACUACUCUUGGAGACUCCAUGAAAGGUGUCUAUAUCUCAAAAUACUCAGACUGUCUUGAUCUGAAGCGCUGGUAUGAUGGCAAGACUGGCUACAUAGUCCUUUUGAAGCUGUCCAAGGGGAGAGUGAAAGAGGUUACAGACAACUACACCAAGAAUUUCACUCCUCCGACAGCUGGCUACGACUGCCACAUAUCAGAUCAGCUUUGUGCUGUGUCUUCAACUACUAGUUCUUUCUUGGCCUAUGAGCGAACACAGUACUACAUGUAUGAACUCCGUGAUGGAAGCAAUGACAUAGAAACAUGUCCAAGACACGCUUGUCCAUUUGCCAUUGUGGCAUUCUCAUAUGGAAAGAUGAGCACCAUGCCAGAGUUGGAGCAAAAAAGCCAAGACAAAACAGUGUUUCAUUACCAACCGUGGAUUGGCCAAUUCAAGAUUGAAUCUGCUGUCUAUGAUGUUGGUCUUCUGUCUUCGAGCGGAGCCUGGUUUCCAGCAAAGCUUCCAAAGACGGUUCAAAUUGAUCGUGCAAUUGGUGUGUCUGAACUGAAGAGGACUUUGCCACGUGAAAUCUUUGAAACUUGCAUUGUGGGUGAAGUUUGCAUAGAUGGCAGAUGUUUCAACUUGUAUGACAUUGUGUCCUCUAAGGCGAAAAAUGACCUGGCUCAGAUAGCCCAAGAGCUGAAGGAAAAAGACAUGGCUCUUGUUAUCCCACUGGAAGAUUCUGGGUUCCUUGUACUGUUACACUCUUCACACCUCUUCUCUUAUGAAGAUGCAAAGUCGGGUAAGGCAGCAGCACUUCAAGGCAUGUUUAUUUUUCCAGACUCAAGAACUGUGCCAAGAGAUGCCAAGUCUGACCUGCAAAAUUCUAAGGUAUCAACAGAAAUAAUGCAAGUAAUCCCAGCACUCAACUAUGCAGAAGUGGAGAUGGAAAAAUGUUCUCCAAACCAGCAGGGGCACUCUCAGAUGUCUUUAGAGAAGCAUUUGCAAGACUAUGGGACUCUUUUUCACCCAGGGCUAUUGGACGUUCCCACCAGGGAAGCCAGUAUGUUUCCAGAUCAAUAUGAUGUGCCUGGUGGUUUUACCCUAAUAUCGCCUAAAUGGUCACUGGAGGCUGGUACUCAAUUAAAAUCCUAUUUUGAUGAGCCUUGUGGCUUUACGAUUCCAGUAGGGAGGGCGUUAGAGUUACUCGCUGCCGGUAGACAACAGCGUGGUGAUGAUCACGAUGAUGAUGUCUAUUAUUAUAUAUCAUCACCUGAGGAUGUGCCACAGACUGAGGCUCCUAUUGAAAUGGAGGUGACAAAGCAAUCUGAGGCCAUUAGUGAUGCCUCUGACAGGACAGCUAAAACAGUUGAGAAACAAAAAUAUGGGCUUGGAAAGCUGGGAACAGCUGUAGUUACAGUAGCUGACAGUGUGUUGGAAUAUCCAACUUCCACAGUGUCACCCAAAUUGGGUGAUGUCCCUUCAGAGAAUUUUGUAAGUAUUGAGAAUCAUGUUGGGAAAAAAUCUCUAGGUAGUUCUAAAGGAGAUGCUGAUGGAGUCGGUGUAGAUUUAUCAAAAGAGACCAUCCAAACUAGUAAUACACCAUUAAUCAGAUCAGCAGAAGAAGGUGCUACUGCUUUAAGUGGGGGGAUGGAAGAUAAUACACAUCCUGAGAAAGCAAUGCCUGAUCCUAAUAAGAAAGUAAAUCGGAGGUCCUUUUCGAGGCGUAGAGGUAGGAAGCGCAGAACUAAUCAGAAAACCAUGGAGAUUAAGAAAGUUCAAAAACAGAUUGCUUCAUCCACUUCAAGUUUGCCUGUAGUUUUGCCAGCGAAUUCUCCGGAUGACCUUACGAAAGACCAGAUUAUGACUGAAACCGUGCAUGCUGAGGACAUCUAUCAAAGAGCCCAUCCAGCUCGUAGGGGCAAGGGAUGCAGGAGAAAUCUGACUGAAGACAGACAAGCACAAGACCCUUUAUUAAGUGUGACAACUAAACCUAUAGAUGAUCAAAGUAUAAAAAAUGAGACAAGUCAUUCAAAAAAAAAUUGGCGGUCUCUUCCAAGGCGUAAAAGAUUGUGGAAUACAGAUGCCAAUUUGAAACGGUCUUUGAGAUCAGAUGCUGUAAAGAACUAUGAAGAAACUACAGUGAAUGAACAGCACAAUGAAACAAAACAAAUGUUGUCUAGCUCACACAAGAGGAAGAUGGAGGGAUUUAAUUUGAGGGAACGUUAUGGUUUAAAGACCAUAAUCACAAACUGUGGUAGAGUCUUUGUUCCGCAUGGUUCAGAUGUUGACGUAGAGUCUGCAAAAAAGGAAAAAAUGCAUGUUGAAAUGAGCACGGACACAAAUGCAGAAAUUAUUUCUCCUAUGGAGAAAGAAGUAGUGGAAAGUAAGGGAGAAUCUCCCUCGAUGGGUAAAGAAGAAUUGCCCUCAAAAGAUCCACUGGUCAAUGACAAUGAAGACUCGGACAGCCCUUCAGAAGACAUGCCAAGUGCUCUCUUGUCGGCACUAAGGAUAUUGAGAAAACUUAACAAAACCAAUCCAUCAGAAAGUGACAAAAGUCAGGAUUUAUGUCCAGAAAAGUCCAUGAAUUCCACAUCAGUCGUGGCUGUAGAUGUCCAAAAAAAUAACAAAGAUCAUCCUGUUGCUGUUCAAGCAGAUGCAACACCCAGUAUUCCCGGAGUUUCUGACCAGUCCACGCAUUCGGACCAAAAAGUAUCAUCUCCUGACAAAACCAAAAAGAAAGCAAAACGUGAUGUGUACAGUGCAAUAUCUAUAAGCAAAUUAAAGACCGUGCUCAGAAGGGGAAAGAGUAUGAAAUCUUCUUCCCCUGGUGACGGUGCAAAAUCUGAACCAGAUAACACAGAGCUAGAGUCAAAAAAAGUUAAGUUGGGUGCCAUCUUUAAUCUGAAGUGUGAUACUGCCAAAAAUGAGCUGAAAGGCGAAGGAUUACAACCCAUGAAUGAUGAGGCACAACAUACCCCAACGAAAAGUGUGGAGUCAACACAGCAACCUGUGUCUUGGAGAGGUCUUAUUCACAAAGCAUCAAAAGAAAACGGGUCCCUUAAUUUUGACACAUCAGCACCUUUUGAAAUAGCUAAGCACACUGACCAGCAAGUCAUGUCUUCGCUUAUUGGGGAUAGGGUGGGAAGGAGAAGAAUUAGCACUGAUGGCAAAGCCAGUGCAGAGAGAAUGAGCAUGGGUGCAUCUCUGCCCCCAGAUGCUUUGAGUUUAUUGGCUGACUUGGCCCUUGGUGCAAGUAAUGAUAAAAUGUUAACAAACUUAGAAUCCAAAGCAGGCCUGGAGGCCCUUGAUGGAGUGAAUGCUAGCAGCUCCCCUGAGUCAGUCCUUCAUGCACUUCUUCGUUAUCCAUCCAACAGAUGUAAAUUACCCCCCCGGUCUCCUUUCCCAGAAGGUCUUUUAGUGACUGGGGAACUGAUUUUGGAAAUAUCAAAAGAACAUUCUUACUCACAGACCACCUCUCCGCUGUCUGGUUUGUUAGGUCCAUCUCCCAAUGUUUCUUUUCCAUCUGGAAGUGUAGAAUCACCUCUGUCAUUGAAAACUGGGCUUCAUCUGAACCUACCCAAAGACACCGUGGCCUCAUGUCAUCAAGAGGAAGUAGGCAAAGCAGAAUGGAAGCAUUUGAUUUCUCCAAAUAAGCCAAUGUCGGAGAUCCUAAAGACAAAACCCCGGAAACCCAGAAUUUUACGCAACAGAAACAUAAUCGAACAGGAGGGAAUGAUUCAAGUGACGAGGACUUGGAAAGAGCCAUAUGAUUUUAAAUUUGACAGCAAGUUCACCAAUGAAAGUAAAGACAAGACUGUCACACGAGCACUUCAUGGGAAAUGGAACUUCAACAUUGAAGAUACGUAUGAGGAUGUCCAUCUCAUAUUUCACAUGUGGAUUGGUCUUUUCUAUAGUAAAACCUCUUCCAGGUUAUUUCACCUUGAAAAUAGUACCGCACUUUCAAAGGAGAAGGAGGCUGAAAUUGUUCAUUUGGACAUAAAUGCUAUUCAGAAUGCUGUGUCAUUGCUCAGUGUAGAUUUGACCGAGAAAGCAGACUCGGCUAAGCCUGUGCAUGUUUCAUCAGAGGUUUUGGAUCUUUCUGUGAAAAAUGAAGAGCCUGUGAAUCUUCGUUCAGUGUCAAAUCGGUGCAAAAGCAUUGACACUGCAUCACAACCUGGUGAAAUGUCAUCUCAUAAGCAUGAAAUGGCACCAAGGCGUUCACCUUCUGGGACAGGUCUUUCUUCCAGUACGAAAGUUACAGCAUUGAUGAAUUAUAGAUCUGCUGUGGAUAUACCAGUGGCAAGUUCAGUGCCUGACAGUGACAAUGGCACUGAUGAUGAAAAUGACAUCACCACUGACUGCUCAUAUUCACAGCUCUUGGAAAAGAACAGUGCUUACAACUAUUUGUGUGAGCAAGCAUCAAAUAUGAGAAUAGGUGUUCGGAUACUUCAACCAAAGGUCAAAAAUGUUGCAAAUAAUAAAGCAUCCACCAGUGUGACCAGUUCUGGUCUCCCCAAAAUUGGUGUUUUCCAUCAAAUACUUAGUCCCAUAAAACCAUCAGCAUUCUCAAAACCAAACCGUCUGAUUUUGGGUAGGAAAAGUGUGGAUCUGGGUUUAAAGAAUGAAACUGGGCAUGUGCCGCAUGUAAUACUGCAAAAGGAGAUUAUGCCUGACAGUGCAGACAGUAAAGAGGUUUUUGAAGCAAAGAGAGAAAGAAAGAAAGAUGGGUGCCCAGAAGCUGUAGUUGAUGAAAAUGUUGACAAGACUUUAGAACUUAAAACUGGAGCAUCUGUUUUGUUGGAGGUAGAGAGUGUAUCUGUAGCUGAAGAGAGUAAAGUUCUCUCAAAGGAAGAUAGCCGGCAUGGAUGUCUGACGAUUAUGGAAGAUGAAAAUACUGAAGAAAUCAUAACUUACAAAAUGCCUAGCCAAGAUCAUACUAGUAUUGUAGAGCAUAAAGAGACUGCUCAUGCAAAGGAAAAUCUGAAACCUUUACUAAAUCUGAAAGAUCACGCAAACAUGGUUGAUGAGCUGAGAGAUGCUGCGCCACAUGAGAUGUCAAAUGAGCAUAAUGAGAUGUCAAAUGCAAUGGAAGAACCGAAACCUUUACUAGAUGACACCAAUCUAUUUGACCAUGCUGAUGAGCUAAGUGAUAUUUCAUCAGACGAGACUUCUAAUGCAAAUGAAGAAUUCAAGCCUGUGCAUGAUCUGAAAGAUCAUGCAAAUAUGGCUGAUGAGCUAAAAGAUGAUUUGUCAGAAGAGACUACCAUUGAAGAGUGUAAUGAGUUUUCUAAUGCAAAAGAUCAGUCAAAUGUGGUUGAUGCAUCAUCCCAUGAGAUUGAAGGUAAUGACACUAAUGAGCUGGUGGAAGAGAAAGAAGCUCCUACAGGUGAGGAAAUGAUGCAAGAAAUUGAGAUUAAGUCAAAGGAAGAGGCAAACCUGGAUGGCAGUGAUACUGAAUUUGAGACAUCCACAGCAACGGAGGCACAUCUAGAUGAGCUUGCUUUGGGUCUACGGGAUGAUCUAAACUGUGUUAAUAUGGAAUUCAGUGAUGAGGAUUCUGAAACCAAGGUACCAAUAGAAGUUUAUGUUCAGAACAGCGCCACUGACAAAUCAUCUGCCUUUAUUGAUGAUGACCAUCACAUGAAGAUGCAAAAGAGUGAAAAACAACCUCAGACACCAGAGGAGGCAAAUCUUGAAGAUGAUGCCCUUGAAGAAUUUAGCAAAAAUUCAUCCCAUGGAGAUCAGCUCAUGUCUGUUUUAGAGAAACACACCCCAGCUGCUAAUAAUGAUACUUAUGAAGUAGUGCAUGAUGAGAGUGAAACCAAGACCAUUGAGCAGUGUAUAGUGGUCCAACAAGAAGCUCUUGAUAUUUGUCAGGCUGUGUCAAAACCAACAAGUAAUGCUGAACCCACCAAAAUAGAUAUGAGUCAUUCAGAAAAUGGUGACGAAAGAGAUUUAGGCCAACAAGAUGCACCUGAAGUCACUGGUGAGGGUGACGCACUCGUUGACGAGAAUGAAACACAAAGUCGAGGUUCUUGUAAAGACCAAAUCAUAGAAACAUACGAAGAAUGCCUGUCCCCCAAAAUUUGUGCAUCACCCCGCAAUACCACAACUGACUUCAUUCGUAAUGAAGCAGUUGCUCGUCAAGCUUUGACAAUCAACAAACCCUCAGAAGCGGAGGUAAACAGUAUGUGCUCUACUCCCACUCAAGAUGAAACUCCAUGUUAUCCAGAAAUAAACAAAGGAUUCAGGGAAGUGGAUAUGAAUAGGGACCUUUACUAUCCAGAAAACACUGAUCACUCUGAUAUUUUGCCACCUAAAAGUCCUGUAAGCCCUCACCCCAAUGUUUCUACCAUAACACCAUUAUCUGACUUUCCAGGACAUUAUGAAGAAAUCCACAGUGACAACCAAAGGUGGAAGAGAAGCAAAUACCCUGGCACAAUGGAUUUUAAAGAUAAAUAUGCAUUAACUGCUGAGCAUUCACCCAGUGAGGACCCUUUUGCGUUAAGGCACAAACUCUAUCCCACAACUCAACAAAAAGAUGAUGAGACCCGUAACUUCAUAGACGGUGUAUCUCAAAAUGAUGAACGCUAUUACAGAGACAAUUUGCAUGGAUAUUACCACAGAUCUGAUGAAGAUAUACCGUGGCAGGAAUAUCAAACAGAGGAAUCCAUUUAUCACCAAUCGUACCCAUGUGAAAACGACUCUGGUGAAGACAAUUUUCCACCAAGUUCUAAGUAUAUCACAUAUGAACGUGAGUAUUCCUACAAGCACAAAAAGCGUGCAAAGAAAGAGACUGAUGACUAUUGUUGGGCGGAAGAGAAUUAUAAAUCGGACCCUCUAUCUUUCAAAUGCCCAAUAAAGGUUACUUGUACUGCAGACUAUGAGAUGGAAAUAGACCGAAGUUCAAAGAAGAAGUCUAGAAAAAGCAAAUUCCCAGGUGACUUCAAUCAAAAUGCUGAGUGGAAUGACAAAGACUAUUCCGACAGCAUCCAAAAAAUGUCAUCCUUUCAAACGUAUCAAACAAAGCCAGCUAGGGCGGUCACAGUUGGUUCCUUUCCACAUGUUAAGCCAAGCAAGCAGCAAUUUGACUGGCGCAGGUACUUCAGAAGGGAGGCGACUUGCAGUCAGCUAUUAGAUGCGAGUGAGAGAGAUGACAAAUUUGACAUUCCACUCUCAUCUAUUGUCACCAUUUUGGACAGGAAAGGAAACCGUGUUAUACUCAGUAACUCUCCCACCAUGAAACCAUCUUUUGAUGAAAGUAAUUUAACUAAAGGACUUGAAGACUCUUUUAAUGACUGGCAAGAACAACGAAGGAAGGCUAACGUGACCCGGUCUGCACUUGAUCUCGAGUACCUCAUCUUCUCUGAAAAUAUUGAACGGGUUCUCAAAGAAACUAAGAGCUCUGCCAGUACCACAUCAAGCUGUAGGUCAAAUCCUGACCCGGCUACAUGUCCCAUGACUGUUCAGUUUUCAAAUCUCAGUGAAGUAGAGAAUUCCGUUGAACUUUGUAAAGCACAGCAAUCUCUUACAGAUUUCAAGAUUAAAGUGGACAUGUCCGACAGGACAGAGACAAGGGAAAUAGUGAGAAUCCGUAAACCUCUCCAAAGACCUUUCUGUGAAAAAGGCAAUGCCGUUAAGUUCUUGGAGAUAUCAGAAAUAACAGAGCAAUGCGCUUUUACAUACAAGUCCAUGAUAAACGAUGUCUGCAGCGGGAAGACUCUCCCUCGUCCUGCUGAGACAAGAAAGAGGAAGUUUGAUCAAGAGAGUGUUAGCCAUUGUCCUAGAUUCUGUGGGCGUGUCAAGAAAGACGUUUUUGACAAUCUGAAGUCUACUGUGAAGCAAGCAUCUAAGAUUGAGUACAGGUUCUAUAUCCUUGUCACAUCAACAGAUACAUUCUUUGAAGAAACCAAGAACCUUUUGGAGAUUGAGGGCCACAUACCAGUUGAGCCAGAUGAGUUUGACCUCAAUGGUGAUGAUCAGUCCCCUCUGCUUAUUAUACUAAGGAAUGAGGACAUUGCCGAGCACAUAUGUAAGGUACCUUAUUUGCUGGAAUUGAAGAAGUUGCCCAGCGUCCUGUUUGCUGGCAUUGACCGACCAGAUGACAUGGUGAACCUCACUCACCAAGAGCUUUUUGCUAAGGGAGGCUUUAUAGUAUGUGAUGAAUUGGCUCUCGACACACUUACUCUAGACGACAUGAAAAAAGUUGUUGGGAUCCUGGAGGAGUUAGACAAGCUAGGGAAAUGGAAAUGGUUUCUGCACUACAGAGACAGUCGCAGACUUCGGGAAAAUGCAAGGUCCAGUCUUGAGGGAAGUAGGAAGCAGCAGUUUAUUGAUUGCUGUCAGAAAGCUGGCAUAGUCGAGGUCUUGCCCUAUCAUGACUGUGAUGUCAUGUCACGGGACCGACCCGACUACCUUUUCUGUUUGACUCGACUCCAGAUCCAAAAUGCCUCUGUUCGGUUUCCUGUGUUUAUUACAGAUACACCAACUGAAUCUUUUGGAACAAAUGGAAUUUUAACAAUGAACAUUUACACAUUCUCACGGAUUCUUUCAAAUGAUACUUGUUCUGUCUCAUAAAUGUUUUUUUUUUUUUUAUUAUUAUUAUUAUUAUUCAAAAUCCAAUAUCUUACCAUUGGUAAGUAAAACUGUGUUCAUAGAAAUAAUUUAUUGUUUAUCAUAAAUGUUAAAGCACAUAUGUUUGUUACUCAUAUGUAAGUGUUUACAAUUUAAAAGUUUUCCGCUGAGAGCUUUACGGUUUAUAAUACAAUGAAAAUGUACAAAUGUAGGUCAUAAAAAUGUUUUAGUAUGUUUUAACCUGACAUUGUUUUUUUAUAGAUGAAAAUUGAUUGAAACUCUAAUAAAUGAGCUGAUUUAG